Messenger RNA from Adineta ricciae, 297 nucleotides. The record is from the annotation of a GenBank genome assembly. Lineage: Eukaryota; Metazoa; Rotifera; Eurotatoria; Adinetida; Adinetidae.
AUGAGCACAUCAAUAAAUAAAGUCUUUGAUAAUGUUCCUGACUGUGUCGGAUAUCUGAUAAUGAAUGCGGACGGUUCUGUCGAGCACAGUCAUGGUGAUCUACAAAACAAUGAACAAGUGGCCAAUCAACUUUAUAAAAUCGUUCUUUGUGCUGCUAAAGUUAGUGUUCAUCCAACCAAACAGUUAGCAUUCAAACGAUUUACAAUUUCAGAUGAUCAAUAUGUGUAUUGUAUCGCAUGUGCCAAUAAUCGAAUUUAUAUCGCCAAGCGUCGUCAAGAAUCUUCAGCACUUGCUUAA